AUCUCGAUCACACUGAAUUGCACCCACUGCUAUUGGUCACGUGACCUGUGCACAAAGGGUCCAGUCUUCUUCGCUUGGUCCAACUUACUGGUUUUCAGACAAAAAGAAAACAACAGAGCGAUUGUAAAGAUAAGACUUGGGGAUAAUUAACAGCAAAUACAGACUCAACAAGCGUAACACUUCAUCAUCCAUUGGUUGUGAAGAAGGGAGGAGGUUUGUUGCUGUGAAGUUGAAUGAUUUCUUUUGAGUGUGUGUGGUUGUAAAAUGUGGUCUCGGUUGUGAGGACCAUUAUAUAAAAGGUGACCCGUCUCAGUAAUGUGAAAUCCAACCAUGAGUCCACGCGUCUUCUCAAUCUUGGUGUUUUUGUGGCUGGUAAUGGCUGUGGAGAUGUCCACCUUGGAGGGCAAGCAGAUCCUCCAAGCCUUGCACUGUCCGCCCUGCGAACGCAUCCAUUGUUCCCCUCGUCGAGCACUGAAGCUCCAGUGUCAGGGUGGAAUCACCACUGGGAUCUGCGGUUGUUGUCCAGCCUGUGCCAAACUUGCGGGAGAAAGCUGUGGAGGCACCUGGGACUACCUGGGGAAAUGCGAUGAAGGGCUGGUUUGCAUUUACCCAGAAGAAACUGAUGGAAAACCAGAGGCAGAAAGCAAGGGAACCUGCAAAUCAGUGCUGGAGGUUCUCAAAGCCGACACUUGCAGACCUGAGUGCACACGGGAGUUCUGCAAGGCAAAUCCCAAUGAAAUAUGCUCAGCCAGGUCUGUAUCGCUGGAGAAGCGUGAGUGUGGAGGUCACUGCCAGCACACAACCUGCUCCAGCUGCUUGGUUCUCAGACCUCCAUCUUGUCCUCAGUCUUGUUCUCCAACAGAUCACGUGUGUCUGCAUCGCUUCGGCAGGUGUGUGCGAGGACACCUGACCGAAGAAAAACAUCCACCCAUCUGCCACCAGAACCUACAGCAUCUGCACAUGAGCAAAAUGCUAACAUUAGUGCUCAUACUGCAGCUUUACCUCUGA
Sinocyclocheilus rhinocerous is the source of this 1008-nucleotide messenger RNA. Its product is annotated as cysteine-rich motor neuron 1 protein-like. The transcript has 4 exons. The record is from RefSeq and is a predicted model, not a curated record. NCBI's taxonomy places the organism in Eukaryota, Metazoa, Chordata, Actinopteri, Cypriniformes, Cyprinidae. Bases 331 to 1008 code for a protein of 225 amino acids. Gene Ontology annotation, cellular component: extracellular region. Gene Ontology annotation, biological process: regulation of cell growth; regulation of signal transduction. Gene Ontology annotation, molecular function: insulin-like growth factor binding.